Pleurotus ostreatus (oyster mushroom) is the source of this 609-nucleotide messenger RNA. RefSeq lists its product as uncharacterized. The record is from RefSeq and is a predicted model, not a curated record. NCBI's taxonomy places the organism in Eukaryota, Fungi, Basidiomycota, Agaricomycetes, Agaricales, Pleurotaceae. The transcript is spliced from 7 exons. The coding region runs from base 1 to 609 and encodes 202 amino acids.
AUGGUUUCAGGUCUGACGGUCGGCUUGUUGUUGCUCUUGCCCGCAGCGUUCGCGGCGCCUGUGCAACGCUCCCUUCCAGGACCUAUAUCUGCUGCUUCCGCCAGAACGGCCUUGGCUUCUCUGACCGUCUCUGCUGAAGUAAACACUCCAGCUUACGACCGAGACCUAUUCAAGACAUGGGAUAUCAUAUCCGGGACGUGUGAUACCAGAGAAACUGUCCUCAAGCGUGAUGGGACAAACGUUGUGACGAGUACUGCAUGUGCGGCUACUUCCGGGACAUGGGUAUCUCCCUACGACGGCAUCUCUUUCACGGUCUCAAGUCAACUGGACAUCGAUCAUGUUGUCCCAUUGAAAGAGGCUUGGGUUUCCGGCGCACGUAAUUGGACCCCAGCACAACGCGAAGCAUUUGCCAAUGACUUAACCCGGCCUCAACUCGUCGCAGUGUCAGCAAGUUCGAACCGAUCCAAGGAUCCUGCAUUAUGGGUGCCACCCCUCGCUAGUUUCAGAUGCACGUACGCUCGUGCGUGGGUGCAGGUUAAACAAUUCUACAGCCUCACGAUCGAUAGCGCAGAGAAAGCUGCACUUACCAGCCUGCUUGCGAGCUGCUGA